Magallana angulata is the source of this 4144-nucleotide messenger RNA. RefSeq names its product innexin-11-like. The record is from RefSeq and is a predicted model, not a curated record. The coding region runs from base 123 to 1295 and encodes 390 amino acids. NCBI's taxonomy places the organism in Eukaryota, Metazoa, Mollusca, Bivalvia, Ostreida, Ostreidae. Gene Ontology annotation, cellular component: plasma membrane; gap junction. Gene Ontology annotation, molecular function: gap junction channel activity. The transcript has 3 exons.
AUCGGGAAAACCAUUCGAAAGUAAGAGAAGUUCUCGUUUACAAAGUUGGUGCUCUCUUAUUAAGGAUAAUUUCUGAAAAGUUUCAAAAUUGGUUGACCGCACAGGGCACAGUGAUUUGUGAAAUGGCUCUGUCAUCAGAGAGUUGGGUAGACGAAUUAAACAGUAGAUGGACACCCGUUCUUUUUCUUGUCUUGGGUAUUUUUACCAUGAUAGGACAGAUCUAUAUUGGUCCAGUUGCAUGCAAUUUCCCAGGACAUUUUUCAGAAUCGGAUGUCAAGUAUGGCAAUUUUAGAUGUUUUACGGCAACCUAUCUUGGCGAAAGCUCAUUUAAAGCUUUUUCUACAAUUCCGACGGUUUCUAGCGAUUUUGAGGAAGACAAAACUUACAUACGAACCCUGUAUCAAUACGUUCCUUUAAUUCUGAUAUUACAAGCAAUGUUCUUACGUAUUCCGUGUUUCCUGUGGAAAUUUGGAGAGAGAAAACUAGGCAUACAUUUUGAUGUGACGUCCGGAAAAUAUGGUGACAAUGGUAAAUCGGUCGGAAUAAGACUUGCAGUCCACUUGAUGCAAUGGAUCGAGGCCAGAAGCGUAAACAUUUUAUCCAUUGGGUCGUUUACAAUUUUCCAUUGCUUUAUUAAACUUCUUUAUUUAGCGAGUGUUGCAACUCAUUUUGGACUAUUAGAUCAUUUCUUUAAAAAAGAAAAUCAUAUCAGUUUUGGAUUACAAGUGCUUGAAAACAUCCGAGAGAGUGAUGCAUAUUUUUUCCAAAAUUCACCUGCAUUCCCAAGAGAAAUAAUAUGUACCUAUGCCAAAGUGUCUGUACAAAGUAUUCAAAAACAAAACGUACAGUGCAUACUCCCUUUUAAUCCGUAUCUGGAGCAGAUUAUGGUUAUUAUCUGGUGGUGGAUGACCUUCCUUAUUGCUUUAACUAUAUUCGAUGUCUUCUGCUACUUUUUUGGAGCUCUUCGACCGAAUUCCAGGAGUUGGUUUGUUAAAUCCAAUUUGUUAAGGAUUGACCUGGAAAACCCAAAUGAGGCAUUUGAAUUAGAUAGGAAAAAAACCAGGAAAUUUGCAGACUGGUUAGGCGGAGACGUCAUUCAAUUUCUCCAAAACAUCCAAGACCAAGAAAAUGGAUGUGUCGUCAUGGAAACCAUCACAGAAUUGUGCAGGAUUAGACACAAUAUUGGGUAUUCCACACCUGGCCCUUCAAAUGAAGAAAUUCAUGGCAUGGUAACAUCAUUCUUAUCGUAUGUUACAGCGCACAUCAAUGGCCAAACGGAAGGGACAGACGUUUGAAGUCACCAUAAUGCAAUUAAUCAGAUUCGAUAUUUCCCUGUAGCAUAACAUGUAACGAAUUAGCAAUAUGAUAUAUCUGAUAUUGUACUGUGACGUUAUUGGUGUUCUUACCUUUCUUUGCAGAGCUGUGUUCUUUUUUUAUAACAUUUGUAAAUAUUUAUCGAAAACCUAUCUAAAAGGGAUGAAGUUUAAAGGGAAUAUACGCUAUUUUAAACAUGUAGGUUAAUUUUUUAAUUACUUAGCAAUUAUAUGUUUAAUGACUGUAUAAUAUAUACUAUAGCCCCCUCAUAUGUAUAAGCAAUGCUAUUUAGUAUACAAUAAAUGGCAUCAUUGUAAAAGAGAGCUGUUCAGUAUUGUUGAUAUUUGUUUGUACAGACAAAUUGUCUAUAUGCAUGGAAGAUGUUAGAUCAUAAUAACAUGCGAUUAGUUGACUGAAAAAUAAGCGUACUUAAUAGAAUUUAUUCUCUCAUAAUGUUCUUGAUAUGUGUUUUUUAACCUUGAUUUUCAGUAGUUCUACGUGAAAAUGUGUCUUAUUAUUGUUGAAUUGAAGAACAUUGUUGCUUGAAAAACUAUGUCCUCGUUUUGUGUACUUUGACACUUAUUUAUCAACAAAGUAGAAAUUACAUAGACAUUUGAACGUUUAUCCAGCUGGUACCUAGCACAGGUAUAUAGUAAAAAUAUGAAGUCCUCUUUAAACUUUAACUUAAAACCACGGAACAUUAAGUAAGUUUAAUCGAGCUUAACAUUUACACCAGAUUUAUAAAUUAUUGUAUAUAUAAACACAAACGACAAUUUACAAUAUACUACAUGUAUACAUGAAAGUAAAAAAAAUUCUCAGUUUAUUAAACAAAACUCUUUAAAAUAUAUUUUCAGUUCUACUUUAUACUUCCGGAACAUAUUGUCGAUGUUUGGUUAUACACAUGUUCAUAGAAUAAAAUUAUUAAUUGGAUAGUUAUGACAAUGUUAUCCCUUAGAAGAAAAAUUCUUUUAAAAGAAAGAAAGUAUGAUUUAAUUCAACGUUUUAUAAAUACGCAAACAGUCUCUGAUGUAAAAUUAAAAAUUGAAUAAAUGAGAGUGCAUUUGAAGUGCAUGGUUUCAUGUACUAUUCACGUAUCAUUAUAAAAGUGCAUCUAUAUAUUUAAUAUUUUUUCUUCAUCCUUGUUGACUCAACAUUUUACAAAAGUCAAUAGAAUCGAUUAAUGUCCCUAUCAUUAAAUUGGUUAAAAUCAUUUUUUAAAAUGCUUGAAAAUGUAUUUUUUCGGUGUUAUGAUUAGAGAAAAAAAAUAGAUAAUUGAAUGUGAAAAACUUCAACGAAUAAUGCACAACAAUUGAUUGAUGUUUAUCUUUACAUGAAUAAUAUAGCCAAACUUUUAAUGGUGAUGAACACAAUUUCACUGCUUGUUAAAAAAUAUUUUGAAGUUAAAGUUCCAUUUAAUUAUACUGCAGAGUUUUCCUAUAUUUAUCAUUUACCCUUUUAAUGGUAUGAUUAUUUUUUUGAUUUUCCUGAUAAUUUCCAGGAAGAAUAGAUGAGCAGUUUUCCAUCACAAAAUUAAUUAUAGACAUUUUUUUGAUUAGGCCUGAAAGAUAUUCUCGGGCUAUGUUUAAUUAUAUUUAAACUGAACCUACAAUAUUAGAUACACGGUAAAUAAAAGCAAUUUUAAUUAACCUACAUUUCACAUCAAAGCUAAUCCAUAGAAGUUUUCAGGACAUUGGAUGACAAUAUUUUUGUUCACAUAAUGAUACAUGUGUUAAUUUAAAAUAUUGGCGUUUCUAACGUGCAAUUACAGCGAAUGUUUACUUAGUAGUUGCCAUAUUCGAAAUAAUUGACAAAUUUUUCUUAGUUCAGUUCUAAUAAAAAACAUUAAUUGAUGUACAGCUACCUACUUUAUGUUACCGAUUGAUAGAUACAUAGAAACAUAUUAAUAUAAACAAAUGCCUCAUCCAGUGGUCACACAGGAUACACGUACGACUGUGGGAAUCAGUACAAAACAGUAUAGGAACACUCAAAACAAUAAAACAUCAACUUAAGAUAAAAAAAAAAGAGAACACAUGUUCAUAUCAAACCAAAAUUAGCGUAUACACUCAAUAAUCAUCAUAAAAUUGAGGGGAAAACACAAGUACAUAAGGAACCUAUACUAUUUAAUACAAAUGGAUUUCAAUUAUAAAGAAUUGUAACUUUCCUGUAAAAUGGUAAUCGAUUUUGUUGUGGCAAUGUUCUCAGGUUUGUCAAAAAAACAAAUGACUUAGUCAAUCAUAGAUAAAGAUGUAAAACUAUUUUAGAAUAAAAUAAAGAACAAAAAUAAAUAUAACAUAAAGUUAUAGCACUUUUGCCAUUUUAUUUUUGUUGGAUUUGAAUAAAGUUAUUGAAAGGACGUAAGCAUAAGAAAGAUUGAAUUUAAUAAAAUAAGUAUGCAUACAUCCUCACAAAUCUUUGAUUUGUAUUGCUAUGCGUAGCGAAUAAUCACUACUAUGAAUAUGACAAAUAAUACUGCUGCAACAACAAAAAUACUUAUUAUAAACUUGAAAUAUGUUGAAGUAUUAUGCUUUUUCUUUGCAUUACGUUCGCUUGUGAUGAUGUUUGUCCGUCCUGUACUUUCUGUAACUAAUACAAAAUGGUACUUUAAGACAUUGCCACUGUUAUCACACAUUAUUAUUUCAAUUUAUUUUUAAAAACUAUUAACUUUUUGUAGAAAGAAUAGUGAUAAUUGUCUAGUGACAUGUAUAUUCAGGGUCAAAUACCUACAUGUAACACUACCUCACAAUUGUUUUUUCAUGUUACAACAAGGUUCUGUUUACAUUAACAUGUACAUUAUUGUAUAACAUAUGCUUGAACGUUUUUUUCAGAUCUA